Cladophialophora psammophila CBS 110553 is the source of this 306-nucleotide messenger RNA. RefSeq lists its product as uncharacterized. NCBI's taxonomy places the organism in Eukaryota, Fungi, Ascomycota, Eurotiomycetes, Chaetothyriales, Herpotrichiellaceae. The coding region runs from base 1 to 306 and encodes 101 amino acids. The transcript has a single exon. The record is from RefSeq and is a predicted model, not a curated record.
AUGUCCACCACGGCAUCAAUUUCACGAGCUCCAAGAAUCCCAGAAGACGAAUGGGAUGAGCAUCGCUCUGCCAUUGAAGGCCUGUAUCAGGAUCUCGAACUCCAAGAUGUGAUCCUGCUGAUGGAGAGUGACUAUGGUUUCCAUGCCACAGACAAACAGUACAAGCGGCAGCUCGCCAAACGGGGGAUAUGGAAAAACUUCACCUCAAAAGAGCCGAAUGCGGUCACCAACGGCCCCAGUGGAAAUGCCAUCGUCCGCGGCGUCCAAGUUCCCAAGGGCAGGAUCGAGAGAUACGCCCGCAGAUAG